This is a messenger RNA of Lolium perenne, 687 nucleotides long. NCBI's taxonomy places the organism in Eukaryota, Viridiplantae, Streptophyta, Magnoliopsida, Poales, Poaceae. The record is from RefSeq and is a predicted model, not a curated record.
CGCAGAACACUGCACGAAAGAUGCGGCGGUUAGCCAGCUUGCUAGGUUGCCGGGAAGCCGAAAUCGCUACAUCUUCCUCUUCAGAAGAGCGGGAGAUUCCUGAGGACGAGCUAAUUCUGAGUCAAGCCAUACUUCCAAAGCGUACCUCGAAGCAAGCCUCACGGUCAGCUUACCAGUUGAAGCCAAGGGGCAAGGGUCCAAACCGGUACACUCCGGAAGAUUAUGUCAACCGAGGAAAGAAGGUUGUCACUGAGGAGGACGAGGGGCCGCGGCGGAGAUCAGCUUUGUCGAAGAUGAGGAACGACGAGCCGUUCUCUUCAGAGGAGGAGGAGGAGGAUGAGGAGGAGGAGGAGGAGGAGGAGGAGGAGGAGUAGGAGCAGGAGCAGCAGCAGGAGCAGCAGCAGGAGCAGCCACGGCAGCGGACGAAGAGGAUGGCCGUCCGGAAGCAACCCGCGAGGACGGCACGUCGAGGACGCUACUAGGAUGUGCCCACGUGUUGUUGUGAACUCUAUAUUCAUAAGUAUCGAUUUGUGAACCCUAUGUCAUGUCGAACCAUGGUCCGUAAUGCUACUUGUUGUUUCAAUCUACGUGCUCCAAUGUGACCUAUGAAGUGUUAUAUGUGUAUGUCAUGAAAUUGCUACUUGUUGUGUCCAAUGUUGUACUCGUAACUGUUGGAGUUUGGUAGGA